AAAAAAAAAGGGCUUGGAACUUUCUUUUUGGAUUAAUUAAACUCGAAGCACCUGAAAUUACUAAUUUUCAAGGCUUUUCUGAAGAAAAAUUUGAUCAAGACGGAAAUUAUAACUUGGGAAUAAACGAUUUAAAUAUUUUUUUCAGAGUUCCUUAUAAUUUAACUUUCAAAAAUCAGGGGGUUCAAAUUACCAUUGUCUUUAAAUCUAAUUCUC
This is a messenger RNA of Racocetra persica, 213 nucleotides long. The record is from the annotation of a GenBank genome assembly. Lineage: Eukaryota; Fungi; Glomeromycota; Glomeromycetes; Diversisporales; Gigasporaceae.